AACAAUGCUCGCAACUAAACUUGUAUAUUUUGUGAAGAUUACUACGUGCGUGGUUCCUGUUAGAUCAUGUUUUGAUAUUUUUAUGCCAAUAAGUUAUGUAGUUUUGCCAAAAUAUGCAGUGCAUAUAACCACGGUAAACGGUGUUCAAAUAGUUGUUAAAAGGUACGUUUAACACUAAGUGUCGACGUGUAAAAUGGCGUGGUUCGGUGACGGGCUGCCUAGCUUGUCGAAUUUAAAGGGACAAUUAACAAACUUUACGAAGGAAGUCUUAUCGGAGGGCAUUGUCGAGGAAAUUGACGAGCGAUCGAGAGCAUUGAAGGAAGCGAACGAAAAAUGUGUUGAGUUGCAAGAAAUAUUAAACUCGAAAGACGCUGAAAUUUCGCUACUGCGACGACAAAACUGCGAGCUUCAGAAGGCUGUCGUCGAAUUAAAUGCAAAACCAAAGGAUUCGCUUGAACGAAAUGUCAAAGUGUCUCAUGUAACACACAUAACAGUUGCGUAAAAAGUAUACUUUCGUGAGCAACUGUAACCUCAGUCCACAAUUGAAUUAAUUAUCAUUUAUACGUAAUAUUUGAAAUGA
Molecule: messenger RNA, 580 nt
Organism: Frieseomelitta varia
Lineage: Eukaryota; Metazoa; Arthropoda; Insecta; Hymenoptera; Apidae
Exons: 4
Coding region: 194-502 (102 amino acids)
Source: RefSeq, a predicted model, not a curated record